GGUCAGCCGAUCAUGCGCGAAGCGGCACGGAUCUAGCCUCAAGUGUAACUGACACCAUCUCAUCAUGUCAACUGAAGCUGAAACUCCUACUACUACUAACAGCCAGCCUGAGCAACAGGCUCCACCAAAAGCACAACCUUCAAAGAAGGAAAAAAAGAAAGGACCAGAAAAGACAGAUGAAGCUCUCUUGGCCAGAUUCAAAGGUGAUGGUAUAAGAUACAAAGCUAAACUGAUUGGCAUUGAUGAUGUCCCAGAGGCAAGAGGAGACAAAAUGAGUCAGGAUUCAAUGAUGAAGCUGAAGGGAAUGGCACUGGCAGCCCGUUCUCAGGGUCAACACAAACAGAAGAUCUGUGUGAACAUCUCCCUCUCUGGUAUCAAGAUAAUAGAUGAGAAAACCGGGGUUAUAGAACACGAACAUCCAGUGAACAAAAUCUCCUUUAUUGCUCGUGAUGUAACAGACAACCGUGCUUUUGGCUAUAUAUGUGGAGGAGAGGGACAGCACCAAUUUUUUGCCAUAAAAACCUCACAACAGGCUGAGCCUCUAGUUGUUGAUCUCAAGGACCUCUUCCAACUAAUACAUAGUAUGAAGAAGAAGGAAGAAGACAAGAAGAAUGAAGAGGCAAGUAAAAAUGAGAAUGGUAGUGAAGCACUGUCUGAUGAUCAACUUGACAAAACAAAAUUGGGGGUUGAGCAGAUGAACUUGUUUGGGGAUAUGUCAACACCGCCUGAUAUCUACAGUCCCACUGAAGCUAAAGAGAUUCUGUUAGUGGACCUAAAGUCUGAAAUUGAGACCAAACAGACUUUUACAAAAGAGGAUCUCUUCUCAAAUGGCAAAACAACCUCUCUGCCACAACCAAAGCCACAGACACCCUUCUUGCCUGAGAGUUUUUUCUCUACCAGUCUCAGCUUCUUUCCUGCACCUAAUCCAGACCCUUUCAGUGAUGAUCCUUUUGCACAGCCAGACCAAUCUCCAGCACUUUCAUCUGAUACUCCAAAAUCUGAUGAGGAGCAAAGUCUGAGUACCUUGACAUCGGUGGGUAAUGGUGCUUCAAACGGUGAUGUUGACUACUUCGGUAAACAGUUUGACCAGAUUUCUAAUAGAACUGGCAAACAAAAAGCACUAAUGAGCCCAUGGCUGCUUGAGAGUAAGUUGCCUGCAACAAGAACUCCCAGUGGAGUAUCACAGAAAGAACAGAAUGGCUUUAUUAAAGCCCCAUCAGACCUGCUAGUGGAAGGUCCUUCUCUGCAGAAUGAAGUAAAGCUGGAUUCUGAAAGCAUCCAGCUCAUAUCGCAUAAGUCCAUAACCAUUAGGCCACCACCCCAAAGUACCAAGCCAGGAAGAGGAAGGAGGUCUGUCAAGACUAUGUCAGUUGACUUGUUUAGCUCAGACUUCAUUGUGCCUACUACAGAGAGUCUUAGCAUGACUUCAGUGGCACAAACAGGAUCUGUGCUAUCUAGUCCACUAGACCUCUUCAAAACAAGUUCAACCACAGAGUCUUCAUUUGCUGCUCCAGGUGGCUUGCCAGUAACUCCAUUGCCAUGGAGUAUGCAGAAAGCUAUCUUCAGUCAGGCUCUACCAGCCUUCCCUGGAUCUCGGUCUGCUCAGCCCACAGGAUUUACUCAGACGCUUUCCUUUACUGCUCCAUUAAUGUCAAGCUGGAACCAGUCUGCAUCUUUUGGUCCAACAGCCACUCAGUCCACUGGUGCUUGGGGACAGCCAGCACAAGUUCCAUCUAGUACAUGGGUGCAGCCAUCCAGUGCUGUAAAUCCCUUCCAGAGUAGUGUGUUCCCACCUUCAGUAUUGCCUUCUAUGUCAACACCUAGGCCACCUCAGCCUCCACCUAGAACUGCAGCUCAGAAAGAGCUGUUCAAGAAAGAGAGCGAUGCUUUUAUUGCUCUGGAUCCACUUGGUGGUAGAGAGAUGAAGGAUGUUAAGGAAAUGUUCAAAGACUUCCAGCUGAUAAAGCCACCUGCAGUACCAGCAAAGAGAGGAGAGCAGGAAAGUCUUUCAGAACCACCAAAACCUGUUCCCAGACAAAGUAUGCUACCAGCUGAUGGCCUGCUUGAAAGUCAAGCUAAACCACAUUCUUUCAGUGCUUCAUCUAAUGAAUCUCUGAAACCACUCUCUGGUCCUUUUGGUGAUCCUUUUGGCAACCCAUUCUAAUAGAUCAGGCAUAACCAGAAAAGGACAAGUGGAAUAACU
Messenger RNA from Indicator indicator, 2203 nucleotides. It is a transcript of the gene DAB2, whose product is annotated as DAB adaptor protein 2. Gene Ontology annotation, biological process: receptor-mediated endocytosis; positive regulation of endocytosis; negative regulation of canonical Wnt signaling pathway. Bases 65 to 2164 code for a protein of 699 amino acids. The transcript is spliced from 15 exons. Lineage: Eukaryota; Metazoa; Chordata; Aves; Piciformes; Indicatoridae. The record is from RefSeq and is a predicted model, not a curated record. Gene Ontology annotation, cellular component: plasma membrane.